Molecule: messenger RNA, 2232 nt
Organism: Cyphellophora attinorum
Lineage: Eukaryota; Fungi; Ascomycota; Eurotiomycetes; Chaetothyriales; Cyphellophoraceae
Product: Regulatory protein GAL4
Exons: 2
Coding region: 1-2232 (743 amino acids)
Biological process (GO): DNA-templated transcription; positive regulation of transcription from RNA polymerase II promoter by galactose
Cellular component (GO): nucleus
Molecular function (GO): zinc ion binding; RNA polymerase II cis-regulatory region sequence-specific DNA binding; DNA-binding transcription factor activity, RNA polymerase II-specific
Source: RefSeq, a predicted model, not a curated record
AUGGGUCUGCAGCCGUCCCACGAGUUUGAGACCGUACCAUUCGCAGCCGAUGACGACUUCGAAUGGGACGAACGAGAAUCUCUCUGGACACUUAGUGACCCUGGCGGCAGAUCAAUGAAUUUCGAUCUUGAUGCUGAGAUCCCAAAGCUGACUGACGGGAUGGCGACACUCACAGCGAACGACACAAAUACUGGCUUCCUUGGAUCCGUCUCAGGAGCUUCGCUAUUGCGCUUGAUUUCCAGCGGAAGCCAAGGCAAUUCCUCGCAGUCGUCUAGGAUCAAGCAGGAACAGCGAGACGAGUCGAUGCCUGAUAUAAUGAACGCCAACUACAACCCUGGACCCUCACUCAAAGCACAGCCGCUACUUACACGACAGUUCGUCGAUGGACUCAUCAAUGCAUACUUCAGCCACUAUCAUCCUACCUUCCCGAUCUUGCACGAGCCCACUUUCCGCGAGCAGUACCAGAACCUUGCCAACAGACCCAAAGGCACGUGGCAUGUACUGGCCAAUCUCGUCGCUGCGAUGGGAUCUUUUGUGUCAAGUCCGUGCAACGACGAUACCCACAUCACAUUGUUUAACGUCGUCAAGAACUCGUUGAGCAUUGAAUCGCUCGAAGCAGGCAGUCUCGGUCUUGUACAGGCCUUCGCAAUGGCCGCCAACUACUUACAGAAACGCAAUCGACCCAACAGUGGAUACAACUAUGGGGGGCUAGCACUCCGUCUGGCCAUUUCGUUGGGGCUUCACAAAGAAGUCCACGGCUGGCAGACCACACCAUUGAAGAAGGAGAUUCGCCGGCGUGUCUGGUGGUCACUCUGCGUGCUCGACGUCGGUGCAACAGUCACAUAUGGUCGGCCACUCAACUGGCCAAGAGUAGGCGUCGACACUCCGUUCCCGCUGAACAUUCAAGAAAGCAGCCUGACCGCGCAGUCCACCACAUUGCCUAUCGAGAUCAAUGAAGCUACGUAUUACACUUACGUCAACACACAAUCACAGUAUCAUCUCCGGACUAUGCGCAUAUAUGAUCGUCUGAUAUCAAGUCCGAUUCCGACUGCUGACGAGCUAAUUGCCCUCGAUGACGACUGCAUCGAAGGCUGGCGCACAAGCUUACCUCCGUACUACUGCGACGAGGACCUCAACCUUCCUGAAGAGAAUCUUUUGGGUCACUCGCUUGGCCGCUUCCGAUACCGAGUCAUGCGUGUAGUCAUGUAUAGACCGUUCCUCCUGCGCUGGGCCCAGCAUGACUUCCCGCCACUGGAGAAGGGCAAUAGCAGCGCAAGUCAGCGAGCACCAGGAGCAAGCAGAUUUACAGAAGCCGAGAAUGUUGCCACGAAGCGCUGCCUCCGAGCUGCGGAGGAAUGCAUAUCAGCACUGUUCCGGUUCUGGACCAAGGCGACGCACACCCGCCUCGCCGCCUGGUAUGUCCUAUACUUCCUGCUGCAAGCUGCCCUCAUACCGAUACACUGCCUUCGUCGGAACCCUUCUCAUCCCUCGGCAUCGUCGUGGCGCGCCCAGGUACUUACUGCUCUCAAUGUCAUUACUGCCAUGAACAACAUCAAUCCUUCAGCACAGAAAUGCCGAGAUAUAUUCUAUCGUCUGUGUGGAGAUAGUCUUCCAAGUCCCCAGGAUGAUGGCAACGCGAAUGGUGUCGGAACUAACGGCGACGACUCGUACGACUUUGCGGCAUUCGGUGUCAGUCCUCCUACGCAGAUGCGUGAACCUCAAUCUGCCACAUCUGGCACAUGGAAUGGACGCUUCAGCACGCGAGCAGAUAGCGCUAGCUCCGGCAUAGCGCCCGAGCAGCUGGAGCAUCAUCAACACCAUGCACGGUCUCAACGUCCUCAACGCCCGCCAAUGCCGCCACCGCUAGCGAGUACAGAUCCUUGGAUGACAGAAAUUGAUACUGCCAUUGAUGGCUAUGAUGUCUACGUCGAUCGCCUGACCGCUGCUGCUGGAGUCUCGAAUGGAUUGAACAUGCAAGCAGGUGAGGGCGAUGACCCAGGUAUGAUGUCGCAGGGAUGGCCUCAGCAGCAUUACAUGCACCAACAACAGUCAAGUGCAGAUGGCGGGACUGCUGGACAGAUGAAUUCAGGAAGCGAUAGCCUGUACAACAAUCCGAUCGUUGGCUUGGGCAUGGGCAUGCCAACGGUAGGCUCGAAUGGCAUGUGGGGAACAGACAUGGAAAAUGGUGCACAAGAUUGGGACUGGGGACUGAUGCUUGCUGGCGGACAUUGA